This is a messenger RNA of Varanus komodoensis (Komodo dragon), 5810 nucleotides long. It is a transcript of the gene BMPR1B, whose product is annotated as bone morphogenetic protein receptor type 1B. NCBI's taxonomy places the organism in Eukaryota, Metazoa, Chordata, Lepidosauria, Squamata, Varanidae. Gene Ontology annotation, molecular function: transforming growth factor beta receptor activity, type I; SMAD binding; ATP binding. Gene Ontology annotation, cellular component: plasma membrane; signaling receptor complex. The transcript has 14 exons. The coding region runs from base 3054 to 4655 and encodes 533 amino acids. The record is from RefSeq and is a predicted model, not a curated record. Gene Ontology annotation, biological process: dorsal/ventral pattern formation; BMP signaling pathway; protein phosphorylation.
UGGUUUUCCCAUCUUGGAGAGGCAGCCAGCAAGGUUCUGUCUGUGCCAGCAGUAGGGCUGGGAAAAGAUGGAUCUCAAACUCCCCUUUCUGAAGUUGGAGUGUUUUCUUCCAAGUUACCCAAAUGACUUCUUGAUCUUGACUGAAUUAUACCCUAAGAGAACUGGGCAAAUAAUCAACACUAUUGCUCAAUUUAUAUCAUGGUAUUUUACUGUUAACAUUGAAGAAGUUGAAAUUGUGAAAGAUCUUACAUAGCUCAGUCAUCAAUUAUGAUGGUUACUAAUAGCUAAUAAAUCUGAACAUGAACAGCUGUGAAUGAGCUAGAAGAAAUAAUGCACUGAAAGGACAUUUCAUUGGAUGCCAGGGCCAAGAUCAUCCAUAAUAUUGUAUUCCUGAUCACUGUGUAUGGGUGUAAAAGCUGGGCAGUGAAGACAAUGCAUGCAUGGUGCUGGAGGAGAGCUUUGUGAAUACUCUGGACCAGCAGAAGGCAAGCCAGUGGGUCCUAGUUCAAAUCAAGCCAGAACUUUCCCUAGAAGCAAAACUGACAAAAAGCUACCAAGAAUGACAAAGCUGGUAUAUUUUGGUCACAUCAUAAAAGGGCAAAACUUCCUGGAGAAGACACUCAUGUUGGGGAAGUUGAAGGCAGAAGGAACAAAAAAGACCGUAUAAGAGAUGGCUUGACUCCAUAAAGGGAGGCGCAGUCUUGUGUUUAUAAGAACUGAGUAAGGCUGUCAUGGAUAAGACAUUUCGGAGCGCUCUCAUUCAUAGGGUUGCCGUAAGUUGGAGACGACUUGGCGGCACAUAACAACAACCAUUGUAACUAUUAUCUGAGUGUGUCAUGCACUCAGUGCUAAAGUGACAAGCAAAUGUAAUGUGAGAUCUCAAAUAUGGCCACACAUCUCUUGAGGAACAUUUGUCAAGUCGCUCAGUGUGCUGUGUGAUCAUCAGAUGUCAGUUUGAUAUGUGUGUUCAACUUCAAAGAGAUUUGCUGGAAGCAAGUUUCAGGGAUGCUUUGCAUAUGCUAUUGGGGUGUUUUUCUUUUGCUUUGCUUGUGGUCAUCCUGCAAGGAAUGCCCAUGGGAGAAGAGAGGUCACAGCUAUUUUUAACUGUGCAUGUUUAAAUAGCAUGCCUGAAGAAGGUGUUCAUGAUCACAUAUUUCUGACAACAUUAUGCAGAAGUAUGGGGUUAAAACAGCGAAAUGUUUUUUUUAUCCCCCAUCAGAUUAUGGGAAAGUAUUGAAGAGAGCCACAUUCAUAUUAUAAAGAUAUGUGGCCCAUUUUUUUUGUGUUCCAGCAUUUCCCAUUAAAGAUUGUACGGAAGAGGUCCUUUGUAAAAAAAAAAAAAAAAAAAGGAAAUUGACUGCUCUGAAAUGGCUGUAGAUACUUUUAAUCUUGAUUUAGCUGUUAAAAUGGGUAUAACAUGCCGCACAUUUCACUGUACAAAACAAUUCAGCAUCUUCCUUUCUUUGACUUUGUGUGAACCAGAAUCUAGAAACAAGGCAUGCAUAGCCAAUAUGUCCCUGGAUCCACUCAGGCUCUGACACCCACAGUUGUGAGAAUACAUUGUGCAAGGUUUCUUCAUGGAAUCUGAAUUCAGGUGUGUUCAGUUCAGGGAACUUUUCAGAAAGUAUUAAGUUUAACACUGCCUUUAGUGAAGGCGUGUCCUGGAUGACUUGCUGUUGUUUUAAGCGUUCAUUUGAGAAACUCCUUUAAUCUAUUACAAAGGCUUGCAAGAUGUGUGUUAUUCCAACCGAUUCAUAUCAUUUGUAUUCAGAAUGAGUUGGUUCCCCUGGAAAGGUAUCACCCUAUUUGACAGGUCCCAAACCCAGCCUAUUUUGACAUCUGCUCCUAAUUUGUCUGUUUUUAAAAAAACUAAUGUCUCAUUAGCUGGGGUUAAGUUCCUGCCGGAGUGAAGCAUGGUAAAUUCCCUUUGAUUUGGCUAGUAUUGUUGGGCACUUGCUUCUCUUUCUUCCACUGAAUCACUGAGGUUUAUAAGUGCUGAACUGUGAUUGGCUCAUGCCCUUUCUUAGCUAGCUUAUGGUGGAUUUAGGUACUGCAUCCUUUCAUUGACACAAACCCACCAUAUUUACUCAUUUGAUUUAUACUUUCCACUCAAAAACAAGGCUCAAGGCAGCUCUGUGGUAGGAUAGGCAUAAAAUUUGAGUUACCCAAAUAGUCUGAAAGUAUGUGCUGGACUCAAAAGCCUAGUUUUCAACCAGUUGCAAAAUCCUGUGAGUGGAAAACAAUGUGACAACAGUUAGCAGUUUAAAACACACACACCAGUUCUAAGUAUAUUGAAUAACUUCAUUGCUAUAAAAAGUACAAUGGGAGAACAGUAUUUUCAAAUCAUUAUAAAAUCAUUGGAAGAAUUUCUGUCUGCCAUUUAACUCAUCAUUCCACUGGCGAUGAAUCCAAUCCUAUGCCUGUAUAGACAGAAAAAAGUCCUCCAAGCCCCAUCAUGCUGCAGCCAGCCAGGCUAGGAGAUGUAGAACUCUUUUCUGUCUAAACGACCAUACAUUAUUUGCAUACCCAAAAUGUACCUCCUCACUGUAAGGUUCACCUACCUUUUCUUAUAAAUGUUUGAAGGAGGAAUAUUUACAAUCUUGGAAGCUUACUGGUCUUAUAGUUCAAAAGUUUAAUUAUUUAUUUGUUGUAUUCAUAUCCUGUUUUUUCCUCCAAGGGCCCCAAGGAGAGACGCAUGACUCAUCUCUGCUCCAUUUUCUCACCACAAAAACCCUGUGAGCUUGAGAAAGGAGAGACUGGCUGGCAGAGAGAAUAGAGAUGGGAAUCAACAUUGUGCCCAGUUUUGUGGUCUACUAAGGACGCUGCGCUCUAGUGACUAGUUUAAUCGGCUUUGGCUGGUCUAUCAUAGGAAUUGUCUUCUGGUGAUGAUGCAAGGCAGCCUGCGGUAAAGGAAGGAUUCUAAAGGCUUUGCUGGCAGGACUCCUCCGAGGAUCUGAGAGGCGGGAGUGAAAAAAGGCUCUUCUCGGUGAAGUAAGGAAGGGAAAGAAACAGGAGAUUUAAACCACAAGCAAAUCAGAACUGCCGCUACUGCAAUGAACUGGCUAGAUGAACCAAACUGGCAGCUUCAUGUUUCUUUGCUCAUGCUGCUUUCUGUGCACACCAAGGCAAACGUCCUAGACAGUAGGCCUCUGAGGAGUUCUGGGAAAGUGAACAUGGAAACCCGGAAGGAAGAUGGUGGAAGUACAGCAGCUGCCCCUCCCCAGAAGAAGCUGUUGUGCCACUGCCACCACUACUGUCCAGAAAACUCAAAAAACAACACCUGCAGUACUGAUGGCUAUUGUUUUGCCAUGGUAGAAGAUGAAGAUUCUGGCGGGCAGACCUUCACCACAGGCUGUAUAGGAUUAGAAGGUUCUGACUUCCAGUGCCGGGACACUCCAUUGUCUCAACCAAGAAGAUUAAUUGCCUGCUGCACAGAUCAAGAUUUCUGUAACAAAGAUCUUCACCCUACUCUGCCACCACUGGAAGAACAAGCUUUUGCAGAAGGAAACAUUCACCACAAAGCCUUGCUGAUUUCAGUAACUAUCUGCAGUAUUUUCUUGGUACUUAUCAUCAUAUUUUGUUACUUCAGGUAUAAAAGGCAAGAAAGCAGACCACCUCGUUACAGCAUUGGGCUCGAACAAGACGAGACUUACAUUCCACCAGGGGAAUCCUUGAAAGACCUUAUUGAACAGUCUCAGAGCUCAGGAAGUGGUUCUGGGCUCCCUCUGCUGGUGCAAAGAACUAUAGCAAAGCAGAUUCAGAUGGUGAAGCAGAUUGGUAAAGGUCGCUAUGGAGAGGUCUGGAUGGGGAAAUGGCGAGGAGAAAAGGUGGCUGUCAAAGUAUUCUUCACUACAGAGGAAGCCAGCUGGUUCCGAGAGACGGAAAUUUAUCAGACAGUUUUGAUGAGGCAUGAAAAUAUUUUGGGAUUUAUUGCUGCUGACAUUAAAGGCACAGGGUCUUGGACUCAGCUGUAUCUUAUCACUGACUACCAUGAGAAUGGAUCCCUGUAUGAUUAUCUGAAAUCCACAACCUUGGAUACCAAAGCCAUGCUGAAGCUGGCCUACUCCUCGGUCAGCGGACUGUGUCACCUUCAUACAGAGAUCUUCAGCACUCAAGGCAAGCCAGCGAUUGCCCACCGGGAUCUCAAAAGUAAAAACAUUCUCGUGAAAAAAAAUGGAACCUGCUGCAUCGCAGACCUUGGUUUGGCUGUUAAAUUUAUUAGUGAUACAAAUGAAGUGGACAUACCACCAAACACCCGGGUAGGAACAAAACGGUACAUGCCUCCUGAGGUGUUGGAUGAAAGCUUGAACAGGAAUCACUUCCAGUCAUAUAUCAUGGCUGACAUGUACAGCUUUGGACUCAUCCUUUGGGAGACAGCAAGAAGAUGUGUUUCAGGAGGUAUCGUUGAAGAAUAUCAACUUCCAUACUAUGACCUUGUGCCCAGUGACCCUUCCUAUGAAGACAUGAGGGAAAUAGUAUGUAUCAAGAAAUUACGGCCUUCAUUCCCGAACAGGUGGAGCAGUGAUGAGUGCCUAAGACAAAUGGGGAAACUAAUGACAGAAUGCUGGGCUCAGAACCCUGCUUCUCGGCUCACAGCCCUCCGAGUAAAGAAAACACUUGCCAAAAUGUCAGAGUCACAGGACAUUAAGCUUUGAUUUGGCUGGCAAAAGGCACCUUUAUGCUAAAGUGCAGAAAAAUGGACUUUCCUUCAUGUUUCAAAGAGACAGGAAGAAUUAUUACAGGCUUUCACUAAUAAUAAAAACCUUGAAUGCAGACAUUUGACAAAGCAUCUGUAUGCUGGUGCAGAAACCUUUUUCAGAGGUGAGAGUGGGGAAGUGCGGCACUGUGAAGAAUUUUUGGUCCCUGUUCUGCCAAAUGAGAAGAUGCUUGGCCUCUUUUGGGAGCGGCAGGAGAAGUGAUAUGGUUACCUGCUUCAAGAUUAUGCAUGCUGCUUUCUAUGAAAGCCCAUAUUAAUAUUAUUGUAAUUGUUAUUGUUGCUGUUGUUAUUUGGGUUGUUUAAUUUUCCUAAAAAUGAACCUUUGAAAAUGCAAAGUAUAAGAAAAGAAUUAUAUUGUACUACUAAAGAAAAAAAAUCAGAGUUGCCUCUGAAACCUCAAAGUUCCUGUAUUGUUUCCUAUUGUUAGAUAAGACUCUUGCACUCCAAGAUAACUCAAAACCCAACUUGUUUCAGAAGUGAAAAGCAAAUAUAAUAGCAACCAUUGUAUAAGUGAUCAUCCUUGCGUGUCUGAAUGUCGGCUUCCCGUGUAAGUUGUAAGAUCAUGUAUCUGAUGGAAACCACCCGAUUUGCUGCCAAGCAGUGCCUUGUACCGGAGUCUACUAUUCUUGUGUCCCCUGCGCAAGUGUGUCACAUUUCUGUGUCUUCAAGGAACUUCCAUCAGAGGAAUGAUAUGCUCUGGCCAGACUCCUUGGGCAAACCCUUUACACUGAUCCCAUGGAAGCCGAUGGGAAUUAAAGUACAGCCAUUCAUUUAAUGGGGUUUAUGCAGGUGAAUGUAGGUGACACUUACACCCUUGUGGUCCACCUGGCAUUUUAUACUCAAAACAAUGUUAUGCAAUGAAUGUGAAUUAGAACAAGUUUAGUAAAAUAUGAAGUUGUAUUUUCUUAACAGCCUUCUUUUAUGACUGGAACAUGAAACUGUUCCCAGUGUUGCAUCAAAAACCCUCUGUCUUAAGAAAAUUGUAUUAAGAGUAUAAACAAUGUUGGCAUAAAAGGAAGAACUUUGUUUGAGGUCUAUCUGAAGAUGGUAAGCUGUUACUGAAAGGUAAAAUAAAUGCUUUAAAAGUCAUGAA